Aspergillus heteromorphus CBS 117.55 is the source of this 447-nucleotide messenger RNA. RefSeq lists its product as uncharacterized. Bases 1 to 447 code for a protein of 148 amino acids. The transcript has 3 exons. Lineage: Eukaryota; Fungi; Ascomycota; Eurotiomycetes; Eurotiales; Aspergillaceae. The record is from RefSeq and is a predicted model, not a curated record.
AUGGUCGAGGCCGAUGUCAACACCGUGACUCUCUGCGGCCAGUACGACUUGACGGCAGGAGCCUUUACAACUUUCGUCAUCACCGCCAAUUCUAGUAUGGGCGACCUCGCGAACACCGCGAAGGAAGUACUUCGCACUAUUGAGGGCAAGGACGGCUGUGGGAAUCAAGAGAUCCUUCUCGGACAGAUGGAAACAAUCUCCAAACAUGCCUCCACUGGUGAGACAGUCGGCCAUGACGCAGAGGGGCUACAUAGUCUACGAAUCACCGUCAUUCCAACCAGUGUCGUAGGGGUGUUGAUGAUUUUGCCGUUCCAGUACAAUCGACUCGAACCUAGGGAAGCCGAUGUCACCAUCUCAACCCAGGACUUCGUGGAUAUUCUCGAUACUGUUGAAGCACUUCGCAACGCGGAAGAACCCGUCAAAGAGUCUGAAAAAGGCGUCUUGUAA